Messenger RNA from Drosophila gunungcola (fruit fly), 2913 nucleotides. RefSeq names its product calcium permeable stress-gated cation channel 1 (gene Tmem63). The record is from RefSeq and is a predicted model, not a curated record. Lineage: Eukaryota; Metazoa; Arthropoda; Insecta; Diptera; Drosophilidae. Bases 159 to 2459 code for a protein of 766 amino acids. Gene Ontology annotation, molecular function: calcium-activated cation channel activity. Gene Ontology annotation, cellular component: plasma membrane. The transcript has 3 exons.
UGCCGUAUCGAUAACAGAUAGCAAAAUGCAAUGAAGAAGCGAAAGGCAAUUAUUUCAUAAAAUUUUUACGACACAAACCUGGUUUUAUUGAUGUGCAAUUGAAAAUAUACAAAGCUGCUGUUUAAUGUGGAGUUGAACAAGAGAAUUUACCAGAAAUCAUGAAUUUCAGCCAAGUGAGUCACCUGCGGGCCAUGUCGGAAAUUAGUAACAUUUCCUACUGCCAGGCGGUGGCCAAUCGCACCUCGUUCUUCACCACCGCCUACAAUGGCAUACCGGAGACCCUGAUACUGAACACCAUCUUCUGGGUCCUGCUCAUCCUCUUGUUUACGACUCUGCGACACCAGGCCGGUGAUUUUGGACGCCUGGCCCUGGUCAACAGCCAUGGGAGUAAAAAGCGCUGGACGGAGAUCUUCUAUUCGCGGGCCGCCAGUGUGGUGGAUCCGCAGCCGAGCACCUCCGCGCAGGUGUCGCCCAGGCCAAGUUCCGCCUCCCAGGGGAUCGCCGACUCCACACCCUUGUCGCCUAUUCAGCCGGAGGAGGGUAUAUUCGGCUGGAUCAAGGUCACGCUGAAGCUGCGCAAGGAGACAAUUCUGCUGCACACUGGACCGGAUGCCGUGCACUACCUGUCCUUUCAGCAGCACCUGAUGGCCGUCAUGGCUCUGGUCACCAUCGUCUCGCUGGUCAUCAUUCUGCCCGUGAACUUCUUGAACGGGCCCAAGGAAAACCCCUACGAUGUAAAUGCCUUUGGCCGCACCACGAUGGCCAACCUAUCGCCGGACUCACCCUGGCUUUGGGUGCACACGAUCGUCACAAUUCUCUACAUACCGCUUGUGGUGCUCAUCAUGCGGCGAGCCUCGGGACGGAAUGCUUUUAAGAAGGCCGCCACGCGCACCAUUAUGAUAUCGAACAUCUCGUCCAGCGAUCGUAACAAAACUGUGGUGCGGAACUACAUGCAGGAACUCUUCCCGGACGUCACCAUCGAGAAUGUCUCAAUCGCCUACAACAUUUCACGGCUCUAUGUAAGGAACGCGGAGUUCGAGCGAGUUCACGAUGCCCGUUUGUACUGCGAACAUCACCGGAACCGGGAUACCCUGAUGGCCAAGCCAGACUUGUGUUCCUGCAAGAAGGAGAACGCCUACGAGUUCUAUCAGCGGGAGGAGCGAAAGCUAUCCGGAGAUGUGGCCCGCCUGCGUGCCUCCACGAUGAACGAGCCCCUGGACAUUGCCUUUAUCACCGUGUCCACUGUGCAGGAGGCGCAGAAUAUUGUCACCCACUUCACACCCGGCACCUACCGCCAAUGGCAUUUGGUUUUCGCCCCAUCGCCGGACGACCUCUUUUGGGAGAACCUAAACGUGAACAAGAGCCACUGGUACUUGAAGUUCUUCUGCGUGAACGCGGUGCUCUUUGUUUUGCUGUUCUUUCUGUCCACUCCCGCCAUGGUGGUAAGCCUUCUGAACAGCCGGCCUUGGAUAAAGGAAACGGAGGGCAAGAUCUCACCGCUUGUUGCUGACUUCCUGCCCACUCUGAUGCUCUGGACCCUGUCGGCACUGAUGCCUGUCAUUGUGGCCAUUUCGGACAAAUGGAUGCGUCACUACACACGCUCCAAGCAAAACUAUUCGAUCAUGACGAAGUGCUUUGGCUAUUUGCUAAUGAUGAUCCUUGUUCUGCCGUCUCUGGGAUUGACCUCGGCACAAGCGCUGCUGGAGUGGGGAUUCACGAAUGAGACUGAUCGCUGGCAGUGCAUCUUCCUGCCGGACCGUGGCUCCUUCUACGUAAACUACAUCAUUACGGCUGCGUUCAUUGGUACUGCAUUGGAGCUGUUGCGCUUCCCGGAGCUCAUUGUCUACAUCUGGUCAUUGCUGACGGCCAAGUCCAAGGCCGAGACACCGUACAUCCGCAAGGCGAUCCUAAUCGAGUUUCCCUUUGGGACACACUAUGCCUGGACAACGCUCGUGUUUUCCAUAGCCAUUGUGUACAGCGUGGCCUGCCCCCUGAUCAUGCCCUUCGCCAUGAUCUACAUCUGCCUGAAACACUUUGUGGACCGCCACAACCUCUACUUUGCCUACGGACCAUCGAACAUGAUCUCACGCAAGGGUGGCAAGAUCCACUCGACGGCCGUCACGAUGACCAAGUUCUCGGUCGUGAUCCUGGUUCUGGUCAUGGCCAUGAUAUGCUACUUCCGCGGCGACGACGGCAUGGCGCGCUUCCUGCUGCUUAUUAUCAGUCUGGCCAUCACCCUGGUCCUGUUCACCUUCAUGUCACCGAUUAAACGCUGUGCGGCGACACGACGACCCAGUAUUGUGGAGAUUGCCGGUCCGGCGCCCAUCUACGUGCCCGAUGUGCUGAAAGAUAAUGUGGUUAGGACCAGCAGCGUGCGACCCUCGGUGGCCGGAUUCGGGGGCUAUGGCUCGGACAGCGUGUCCGAGUACGACAGCUCCCAGUACAGCGUGGAGGCGUAAAUGGUAUUAAUUAAUGUCGAAAGACACUACAUUUAGUUUUGUAAAAUAUCUUAAGAAGCCACUGAUAGCCACUUUGCAAGUUGACGGCUUUGAUUUGCAUACGAAACAAUGACAGGAGGAUAACAGCAAGAGAAUUUGUGAUACCUAGACCAGCCUCAAUGUCGUUCUCGAUAUGAACCCUGCACGCGAACGCGAUAGAAGUAUUUAUUUCUGAUCUGUAUAUAAUCCACGUAACCUAAUUUCCCCAAUUUUAUCUGUAACAACUCUGUAUAUACUAUAUAUCUUUGCUGAGUGCAUAACAAAGGGCUCGAUGCUAGUUUUUUCGAGGCAGUAACGCUGAUAAUAUUAAGCAAAUGAAACACAGUGCAUUAUUAAUAUUUUCACGUAAUUUUUUUUAUUUAUGGUAAAUAAAAAACUAUUAAGUUUAUGCGUAUCCGUUUUGCAUACAGAGUUA